AUGGCAAUCAACAAGGACUCAUACACCCUACAUGCAGUCGAUCCAUACACUAAGUUCCAUGCCCUAGUGACAACUCAUACGAAGUCAGUGAACUUCGAUCUUGAAACAUUGAUUGAACAGAUUGAGCAUACCUUCAAGACAAAAGUCGAUGAGAUUCAUAUAGAUGGAGAGUCCUCACUCAAUGGGAUCAGCUUCAAAGAAUAUUUGACUGUGCCAUAUACACCAGAACAGAAUGGCCCUAGCGAGCGAGCCGGUGGAAUCAUCACUAUGAAAUCUCAAAGCCUAACCCCGAUUGAAUCACUAGGCUAUAUGACUCCAUAUGAAAAAGCCUUUGGGAAGAAACCAUAUAUCGGUAAUCUAUUUCUCUUCGGAUCUAAGGCAUACGUUAAAAUCAACACCAAGAAAAGCGACAAAAUGGCUCUGCGUGCCCAAAUUGGAUUCUUAAAAUAUGACCCUGAUCAUCCAUUUGCAAAAGAAAUUGUCAAAGAGGGUAUAACCAAAUAUGUUGGCAAUAUCGACAUACCGAACAUUGACGAAGCAGACCCCAAUAUCGUAUUCGACUCAGUUGACAAUGAUAUGAGGCUACAGCAAUUCUCUGUUAGCCUAGGAAAAACGAUGACAGGAGGUAGCACGUCACCUCAUGAGCAUGCGAAUAUUGAGCAGCCAACUCAGCCCUUGGAUAUGCCGCAGAAUAUGGAAAUCGACAGUACAUCGACCGAGUCAGUUGAACAGACUCAGAUUCCACAGGAGAUGGAAAUUGAUACUCCAACUGAGCCAGGAAAUAUAGAAAUUGACGGAAAUAGAACAAAUCAAGCGCAAGUUGAUAAUCAUGAGAAUUCCAUGAUGGAAAUUGGCUCAGCUGGGGGGGUAGAGGAUAAGAAUGAGGAUAAGAAUAAGAACGAAGUCGAUGUCAUGGAGAAGGAAGCCGAGGAUGAGGAUAUUCCCAAAUUAGAUGGAAAAACUAAUAAUCCGACCAAUCAGCCUCGCCAAUUACCAAAUCCUGAGAGAGAUUCUGCCAGUCAAAACACUUCAAAUCAGUUGGACGACAACAAUGACAACAUGAGAACAAACCAAUUAAUCACACCGCCAACUACACCGCCAAAUCAGACUACAGGACAGGAAGCUCCUCGAGCACAAGAAAUAAGCGCCGACCUGUCAGAAUCAAAUAUAGUGGCAGGAUCAAGGAUUCGAAAAGCCUCAAACCGAGCUCUGAGCCCUACCUCAAUCUCUGCAGGACCAUCAAAAACUUCAAAGAGAGAUCGAAGCCCAGAACCAAGUCCUAUAUCGAGAAAAAGGCAGAGAAAGCUUAGUCGCGCGUUUCUAGCCAGGCAGAAGCUACUCCAAGAUUCAACAACUAACAAGAUCUUCUUAGCCGCCAUGGAAAAGCUUGAAGAACCGUUUAGUGUACAGCUUCCACCAGAGCCUAAAAAUUGGAAAGGAGUUUUAAGGCACAAGUUCAAGCAUCAGUUCACCCAAGCUGCAAAGGAGGAAUUUGAAGCUCUGAAGAGAAAAGGUACAUUUGAGUUUAUUCCAAAACCUCAAGAUAAGCAGAUUUUACCACUGACAUGGGUGUUCAAAUACAAAUUUGAUAAAUACAGCAAGCUUGCGACGUUCAAAGCACGUAUUUAUAUACGUGGUGAUCUGCAACAACCAAAUGACCUUGAAAAACGAGCAGCUACACUUGCAGCACGAAACUUCAGAAUAAUGAUGGCUAUUGCAGCUAUCUUCGAUCUUGAGAUUGUUCAAUAUGAUGCCAUGAAUGCCUUCGUGAAUAGUAUCCUUGAUGAAGAAGUUUACACAUACUUUCUAGACGGAUUCAAGCAAGAUGGGCAGGUAAUAAAGUUACAACGAGCUCUAUAUGGUUUGAGAAGAAGCCCACAGUUAUGGCAGAAAGAACUUACAGCGACCCUUCUAAACCUAGGAUUUACACAGAUUCCAGACGAAGAAUGUUUAUUCAUUAAGAAUAGUGUUGUUCUGUUAUUCUAUGUUAAUGACAUUCUGCUAUUUUACGACAAGGCCACAAAGCAAGCUACUUUUAAGGAAAUCGAGAAAGGCCUUAUGAGAAAGUAUGAGCUUCGAAAAAUAAAGAAAUUUGAGUGGUUUCUCAACAUUAGGAUCACUCGCGACCGUGCUCAGAGAAAGAUUUGGCUCUGCCAGGACAGCCAGAUCAAAAAGAUGGCUAGCAAAUUCGGAAUCAACGCCACGAACAAUAUCAAGACACCCAUAUCUGGCAAUAUUAAAGCUUCAACCGAACAAGCAAUCAAUGAAGAGAUUCACGCAUAUCAAGAACUUGUGGGAUCAGCUCUUUAUGUUGCUGUAAUGACUAGGGUUGAUGUGGCCAAAGCUGUCAACGAGCUAGCUAAGCACACCAAGAAUCCUUCAAAGGCUCACUUUUAG
Talaromyces stipitatus ATCC 10500 is the source of this 2397-nucleotide messenger RNA. RefSeq lists its product as uncharacterized. The coding region runs from base 1 to 2397 and encodes 798 amino acids. Gene Ontology annotation, molecular function: nucleic acid binding. NCBI's taxonomy places the organism in Eukaryota, Fungi, Ascomycota, Eurotiomycetes, Eurotiales, Trichocomaceae. The record is from RefSeq and is a predicted model, not a curated record. The transcript is spliced from 4 exons.